AUGACCCAGGCCAACUGCUCCCACAAACCACCGAAUCAUGUCUGCAGCUACACAACUCCGAGCGGAUUCUUUUUGCAAACUUACGAUCUGGAUAUGGCCAAGUAUACGUCAAUCAACACAUCGACCGACUACGGCCCUGAUACAAAGAAUCCCACCCUUAUAGGCUUUGCCUCGCUGGUCUCGAACGGUAUCUUCUAUGACAAGCCCCCCAACAUAACUGAAUGUAUGCUUUCAUGGUGCGCCAAGACCUACGAGAACGCCACUUCGCGCAACGGAGUGUUUUCGGCUACAGUGAAAGAUCACGAUCUGGAAUAUUCGUAUACUUGGGAGGAUCCGGACUCACUAACACUUGUCUCUUGGGACGUCUUUGGAGUCAAAAGAAAUGAUCUUCCCGGAGGUCCAAACACAACGUUCAUGAUUCACAGAAGCAGUCUGCAAUCGAUGGGGGCUUUCAUCGACACAGUGCUGCAGGCGGGAGUCUCGAACGGAUACUAUCAAUUCCAAAGCGGAACGCUCGAGGCUGGGGUGUUCAACUUUGGUAACCUGAUGCUCAACGAUCCUACCAUAAGUGACAUGGGAGAGAGCCUGGCAAAAGGUCUAACCAACAUCGUUCGCAACAUGUCAACAACAUACACCGAACAAUUCCCUGGUGUAUCCCACGUCUUUGCAGGGCUGGAGUGA
Aureobasidium namibiae CBS 147.97 is the source of this 681-nucleotide messenger RNA. RefSeq lists its product as uncharacterized. The transcript has a single exon. The coding region runs from base 1 to 681 and encodes 226 amino acids. Lineage: Eukaryota; Fungi; Ascomycota; Dothideomycetes; Dothideales; Saccotheciaceae. The record is from RefSeq and is a predicted model, not a curated record.